AAUCCUUCUAACACACGCCGCUUAUAGAGUCCCUAAAAUAGGAAAACUCUUUUUAAGUUUAAACUGACGUACGAACUGAUACUGCCGUUUGGACUCUCUGUUAUUGCUCAUCUUACUCUUUCUUCUUUUCUUUUUCCCGCGAAACUUUCCUUUCCUCUGUCUCUGCAAAACCUAAUCUUCUCAUCUUUCACAUCAAUCGCUUCCGUAAUCCAAUCUCUUAAUUACACUUUUAUUUCUAUUUUUUGACCUGUUUGUGAGCCGUUACGUUGUUCUUUGAAACAAAGAAACUUCUCUUCAAAACAGAGAAGUUUUCUACUUUUGAUUCUUUCCCAAAACCUCAAACGUUAAAGUUUCCUUUGAUGUUGCUUAAUUUAUUCUUUGUUUUAUUUGUUGCGUCCCUGUUCUUGUUGACCGUUAUAUGAGACUAAACAUUAAUAGAAUGGAGUUGGGAGAAGAUGAGUUUUAUUGCUGUAUUUUUAAAAGAUGUGGCUGAGGGACUUAAUCCUGUUUAAUUUAAAAAUAAAUUUACGCAAACUUUUGGGUUUCUUUAAUUUUUCUUGGAUUGAUUAAAUUUGGAGUAGAAAGAUCAUGGGAGAGGAAGUUGAGCAAGCUAAUUCUGAUUCAAAUAAUGGAGGUUUAAUUUCCUCACAUGCGUCUGUAGUUGCAAAUCCUGAUUCAAUCCCUGCUCAAGGGAGAAUAACAGGUCCUACCAGGCGAUCAACAAAGGGAGGCUGGACAGAGAAGGAGGAUCAAGUCUUAGUUGCUGCAGUCAAAAAGUUCAAUUGCAGAAACUGGAAGAAGAUUGCUGAAUGUGUUCCUGAUAGAACAGAUGUUCAAUGUUUGCAUCGUUGGCAGAAGGUUCUUAAUCCUGAUCUUGUUAAAGGACCCUGGAAAAAGGAGGAAGAUGAUCUGAUUCGCGAGCUUGUUGGAAAGCAGGGGAAUAAGAAAUGGUCUGAAAUAGCAAAACAGUUGCCAGGCCGCAUAGGGAAGCAAUGCCGAGAGAGGUGGCACAACCAUUUGAACCCAGAAAUAAAAAGAACUGCAUGGACCAAAGAGGAGGAGUUGACUCUCAUCAAGGCCCAUGCAGUAUAUGGGAAUAAGUGGGCUGAGAUUGCUAAGUUUCUUCAUGGCAGAACUGAAAAUUCAAUAAAGAAUCACUGGAACUGCUCAGUGAGGAAGAAGGUAGGAUCACACUUGGCUUGUGAUUUUAACCUAUACAGCUCUAAUACAAAAUCAGAAAGCAGGAAGUUUGAGGCAGAUGAUCAAAGAUUUGAUGAGAGGAUGAACUUAGAGGGAAGCAUGCACAAUUGUUCAUUGGCUUUGGCUCUUGGAAAUGCUACUACAAUGGACAGUCAAUUUCCAAUUACUUCAGAUAAGGGAAACUACUGUAAAUUCCAGGGAAAAGAACCCACAUUUGGUGCUUCAGCUGCAUCCAGUCUAACCAGUGUAAACUACAGAGAAAGUCAAAAUAAUGCCAACACAACUGACUCUGACUACACAAACCGCAUAGCUACCAACUGGACCAGUAGAUUAUGUUAUACUAAUAAUUCCUCUGGUAAUCUUGCAAUGUUUCAAUCUUCAUGUGAAAGAACAUGCGAGCUGUCAGAUACAGUAAAUUCCUUGCAUUCUGGACCUCUUUCUGUGCCUUUGACUCUUUCUUUGAGUACUCCUAUUAGUGUUGCUGGUCAUGACAGAAAAGCAGGUGAAUUUAAUGACAAAAUUACAGCUGCUAGAGGCUAUGAGAACACGAAGGAACCCAAUCGUGGUUUGUUGUGCUAUGAAUCGCUCCAGUUAAGAGAUUUGGAUAUUCUUGUUGAAACUGGAAGUUUUCCAAGUACAGAUAGUUACAUUAAGACAGCAACAAGCCCAUUUUCCUCUUCCACUCCAUUAAAGCAUAACAGAGGAAUUUCUCAUAAUUGCAGUAGUCCUGAAUUCAUUUUGAAAAGUGCUGCAAAGAGUUUCAGAAGCACACCUUCAAUAAUAAGAAAAAGAAGUUUUCGAAAUUCGGGGCAAUCUAGCAAUGCAAUUCUUGGCUUCAAUGAUGUUUGGUUACCAGAAGACAGCACAGAGACCUCUUGCAAUAGCCACCUAUCUCUAAAUUUAUGUCCAUAUGAGAAAGAUUGUGACAGUAACAUGAACCCAUCAAAUGAACGGCAGCUUUUUCUUUCUUCUGCAAAGUCUCAAAAGCUUGAAACUCAAUCUGAAGAAAAAAGCUUGGAUUUUGCAUUUAAUGGGGAAAGGGAUUCAACUAGCAUCACAUCUAGAGCUUCAAGUUCUCAUAACUCUUGUAGUGGCAACUGAUGUUCAUCUGUGACAUGAUAAGCUGUGGAAGUCUUAUCAUAAAGGUUUUGGUCGAGACUAUUGGGGUAUGGUGGUUCUGUUUGAAUAUCCGUAAACUAAAUUUAUAACUGCUGUUUAUUAGAAAUUCAAACCAACCCCAAUUUUGAUACAUACUCAAAUCUACCAAAUCUUAUGUAUGGUGAAGGAAAAAGAAAGAAGGAUUUAUAUAAA
Messenger RNA from Jatropha curcas, 2511 nucleotides. It is a transcript of the gene MYB3R2, whose product is annotated as myb domain protein 3r2. The record is from RefSeq and is a predicted model, not a curated record. Gene Ontology annotation, cellular component: nucleus. Gene Ontology annotation, molecular function: DNA-binding transcription factor activity, RNA polymerase II-specific; RNA polymerase II cis-regulatory region sequence-specific DNA binding. Lineage: Eukaryota; Viridiplantae; Streptophyta; Magnoliopsida; Malpighiales; Euphorbiaceae. Gene Ontology annotation, biological process: regulation of DNA-templated transcription.